AUGAAAUCAAUUCUACAAUUACUAAUUCUCUCUAUCGUCUGCUUAUCAAAUGUGGAAUGUCUUAACUUCGAUAUACAAGCUUACAAAGAACCUGAACCAUUCUGUGUCAGAGAUUUUGCAAGAGAAGGUCAAUUAGUCAACAUCGAGAUCGACUCGAAUGGUAAAAUUGGUGAUGGACAAGAAUUAUCAGUCUAUGUUCGUGAUUCAAUUGGUAAUGAGUACAGAAGAAAGAAAAAUUUCGACGGUAGUAUUAGAGUAGCUUUCAACUCUCCACAUGAUGUACAUUUUGACGUUUGUUUUGAAAAUAUAUUCACUGACCCAACGAAUAGCAAACCAAACUCAUUACGUAGAACCAUCGAUCUAGAUAUCGAAAGUGGUUCUGAAGCCAGAGAUUGGAAUAAAAUAAGUGCAUUGGAAAAACUGAAACCAAUUGAUUUGGAAUUACGCAAAAUCGAAGAACUAGCAGAUGAGUUGGUCGAAGAGUUAUCUUAUAUGAAGAUAAGAGAAGCCAAAUUAAGAGAUACAAACGAAUCAACAAAUACCAGAGUUAAAAAUUUUUCAUUUUUAAUAAUCAUUGUAUUAAUAACUCUAGGUUCUUGGCAAUUAUCUUAUUUGAAAUCAUAUUUCAAAGCUAAAAAUAUCUUAUAA
Vanderwaltozyma polyspora DSM 70294 is the source of this 648-nucleotide messenger RNA. RefSeq names its product emp24/gp25L/p24 family protein. Lineage: Eukaryota; Fungi; Ascomycota; Saccharomycetes; Saccharomycetales; Saccharomycetaceae. The coding region runs from base 1 to 648 and encodes 215 amino acids. The record is from RefSeq and is a predicted model, not a curated record. The transcript has a single exon. Gene Ontology annotation, cellular component: endoplasmic reticulum; endoplasmic reticulum-Golgi intermediate compartment; Golgi apparatus. Gene Ontology annotation, biological process: Golgi organization; endoplasmic reticulum to Golgi vesicle-mediated transport; intracellular protein transport.